This is a messenger RNA of Herpailurus yagouaroundi (jaguarundi), 882 nucleotides long. RefSeq names its product translation initiation factor IF-2-like. The record is from RefSeq and is a predicted model, not a curated record. NCBI's taxonomy places the organism in Eukaryota, Metazoa, Chordata, Mammalia, Carnivora, Felidae. The transcript is spliced from 3 exons. The coding region runs from base 1 to 798 and encodes 265 amino acids.
AUGCCAGGACCCCUACCUCGGUGUGCCCGCAAGCUGUGGGCCUGGAGCUCUGAGAGGAAGCCCUGGCACCUCGCAGGGAAGAAGGCGGACCCGAGCGGGCGGCCUGAACUAAAAUGCAUCCAAACCGGCUGUCGCCACACAGGGGCUCCAGGACGGCUCGCUCACCUGCCGCAGGCCUGUGGCGCCCGCCCCCCCUCGUCCGCACCUUCCGCGCUCCCCGGCAGCUGGGCUCCCCCACCCCCCCAGCAGCCGCGGCGCUCAAGCCGCGGUUCGCCCAGCCUCUGCCCCGCCAGCCCCGCUCCACUUCUCGCGAGGCGGCAAAGCGCGGCUCCUGCAAACGUGAACUGCCUCGCUCAGCGUGUUUGCGGGACGUACCGCCCAGCACGCUCUGCACGGUCCCGGCGCCGGGCAGACAGCGUUAGGCAAAGGGGAACCCCGGGGAACCCCGAGGCCGCCCCGGCGCACCCCGAGGCCGCCCCGGCGCCGCGCCCUCGAGGCCAGGCCAUCGACGGCGGGCCUGUCAGGCGGCGACCGGGGCCUCAAGGGCAGCAACGCCGCCCCGGGCUGGAGCCACACGCGACUCCCAGCGACGCGGAGCAGAAGCCGGCAGGAUUUCUCAACAAUCUGAGAAAGGUCAACUGUUGCAGAUCUUCAGGGUACAUCACAGACACCGCUGCCAGCCCAGCUCCCACACUACGGAGCGCUCACUCAGAAACCCCGGCGGCGGCGGCCCCACGUGACAGAGCGGCUCUGGAGCCCGCUCGCGCCCACCCAGGGGCCGGUCUCCGCCAACUCUAAGCUGUCUUCUACAAAAGUUAAGGCAAAGUCAUUUUCAAGUUUAAAUAAAAUUCAAGUCUUUAAAUAUUGGAUGGAAAUAAUUUU